AAACAACACACAGCCCCGUAACACCUUGAUAAAACUGCCAACGAACCCAACGAACGAACGAGCUCAGUGACAUCUUGGAAAACUUAACGCCGCCAACCGACAUCUUUACCGACAAACUUUUUUCAGACAGCCGAACCAACCAUGACGACCGCAGCCAGCCCAAAGAAGAAAGGAGGCUUCAGCAGCCAGUCCUAUAAUCCUUCAGGUCCUGCUCCCCGGUCCUACCCCACCAUCUCCCCGGCCAAGAAGGACCUCCUCAACCCCAUCAACACCAAGGUCGACCCGCAGGACCAGAAGGCGAAGACCACCGAGAAAGAUCAGAUGGUCGGACUCAACGACAAGUUCGUUGCCUUCAUCGACAGAGUGCGCAACUUGGAGCACGAGAACACACGUCUCAAGACCAAGCAUGACAUCCUGAAGGAACAGCAGCGCUACCAUGGCAACGUGGACGAGAUCGUGGAGCAGCUCGGCGCCAACCUGCGGCGUCAGAUCGACAACCUGGACCGUGAUAGGCUGAAACUGGAGGGAGAGCUGGAACGAAGCCAGGAGGAGGUGGAGCAGACGCGCCUCAGAUAUGAGGAUGAGCUUCAGAAGAAGAUGGAUGCUGAGAACGACUUUGUGGUCGGCAAGAAGGAAGUGGACGAGGGCUUCCUGCAGAGGGUGGAGCUUGAGCUGACGCUGGAGGAAGUGGUGAGCGAAGUGGACUUCCUGAAGCAGGCGUUCAUGGAGGAGAUUAAGGAGCUGGAGUCCAUGAUUGUGAAGGAGAAGAUCAUGCUGAAGGGAAACGCAGGACCGGAUCUGGACCUGGAGGAGAUCAUCAACGCUGUCAAGAGGCAAUAUGAAAACAUGGCCUCCCGGAGCAGAGAGGAGGUGGAACAAUGGCACCGCAAGAAGAUGGAUGCUAUGGUCCUCAAGGCUGGCAAAUAUGAGGAUGACGUGCGUGACGUGAAGAAGGAGAUCUCAGACUUACACAGAGCCAUACAGAGAUAUAACAGCGAACUGGAGAAUCUCAGGAAGAGGAAAGAUUCCCUGGAGGUUGACAUUCGCAAUGCGGAGAGUAACGGUCAGGAGACGAUUGACAAGGCUCGCGAUCACCUGACACAGCUGGAGGACGCGCUGAGACGCACCAAACAAGUGAUGGCCAAGCAGGUGCGUGAGUAUCAGGAGCUGAUGAAUCUCAAGUUGGCUCUGGACAUCGAGAUCGCCACCUACAGGAAGCUGCUGGAAGGAGAGGAGAUGAGGAUGAACGGGUACGGCCGUGACCAGGACGGCCUCUACCCAGAUUACCCGGCGGUGCUGGACAACGCCCCUCUGGCGUCACGCGCCCCUUCCCUCGCCAACGUUCCCCAACGCAAGAGUGCGGUGUUCAUUAAAAUCGAAGUCAAGGACGGACGAGUCAUCUCGGAAAGCCAGGAGUAACCGGACUCAUGAGGAGAAACAGGAAACAUACACACCAACCUGUCUGCCAUCUGUGAAAUACUGUAGCUACUGCAAGUGUGUGUAACACUGUUUAUGUGAGUGUAUAUGAGUGAGUGUGUGUGUGUGUGUGUGAUUACAUGCAUGCAGUAGCAAUCCCAUAAGAAUGUGAGCACCAGUCAUCCUUUGUACUCCUCCGUCCAAAACAGCACCAGUCAUACCC
Engraulis encrasicolus (European anchovy) is the source of this 1639-nucleotide messenger RNA. Its product is annotated as intermediate filament protein ON3-like. Lineage: Eukaryota; Metazoa; Chordata; Actinopteri; Clupeiformes; Engraulidae. Gene Ontology annotation, molecular function: structural constituent of skin epidermis. Gene Ontology annotation, cellular component: keratin filament. The record is from RefSeq and is a predicted model, not a curated record. The transcript is spliced from 10 exons. Gene Ontology annotation, biological process: keratinization; intermediate filament organization. The coding region runs from base 142 to 1419 and encodes 425 amino acids.